Molecule: messenger RNA, 720 nt
Organism: Rhododendron vialii
Lineage: Eukaryota; Viridiplantae; Streptophyta; Magnoliopsida; Ericales; Ericaceae
Exons: 3
Coding region: 1-720 (239 amino acids)
Source: RefSeq, a predicted model, not a curated record
AUGGAAAAGCCUGUGCUAACUAGGGGAAUGAAAUUUCCCAAUGCUGUUGUGUUUAGAAAAGCACUUAGGGAGUGGCAGGUGCAAGGGGGAUAUGAUCUUGAGUUUGUAAAGAAUGAGAGCUCAAGGGUUACAACAAGAUGCAAAGGAAAAUAUGGGUUUAGGUACAUUAACAAGUUGAGGGAUGAUCCAUGUACAAAGGUUGACUCUUGGAAGAAAGAAAUAAGAAGAAAAUUGGUAGUGAAUGUGAGCAAGUGGCAACUUUACGGAGCAAAAAAGAAGGCUAGAGAUGUCAUUGAUGGGGACAUAACAGAGGAGUAUAACAGGCUUUAUGACUACAUUGAGACUGGGUAUGGACCCAUGAUUGGACCUGAUGGGGCUUUCUUAAAAGGGAUGCAUAAGGGACAACUUUUGAGUGCAGUGGGUAGAGAUGAAAAUGACAACAUGUUCUCUAUAGCCAUUGUUGUGGUAGAGGCAGAAAUAAAAGACUCAUGGAGGUGGUUCUUAGAGCUGUUGAUGGAGGAUAUAGGCAUAGUACAAGAGAAGGGAUGGGGCUUCAUAUCAGAUAGGCAAAAAGGUCUGCUUGAGGUCUUCAAAGAGUUUCUACCAAAUGCAGAGCAUAAGUACUGCAUGAGACACCUCUAUGCUAACUUUAGAAAAUUAUUCAGAGGAAAAGAGUUGAAAGAUGCAAUGUGGAGGGCAGCAUCAACAGGUACAGUUUAG